UAAAAUUCCUUGAAGUGAUCAAGCCCUUCUGUGUAAUUUUGCCUGAGAUCCAAAAGCCAGAACGGAAGAUUCAGUUUAAGGAAAAGGUACUAUGGACAGCUAUCACACUCUUCAUCUUCUUAGUAUGCUGCCAGAUUCCCUUGUUUGGCAUCAUGUCAUCAGACUCAGCAGACCCUUUCUACUGGAUGAGAGUGAUUUUGGCAUCAAAUAGAGGUACAUUGAUGGAGUUGGGUAUUUCACCUAUUGUCACUUCUGGGCUCAUCAUGCAGCUCUUGGCAGGUGCUAAGAUAAUUGAGGUUGGUGACACCCCAAAGGACAGAGCUCUCUUCAAUGGAGCCCAGAAAUUGUUUGGAAUGAUCAUUACCAUUGGACAGUCUAUUGUGUAUGUAAUGACUGGAAUGUAUGGAGACCCAUCUGAGAUGGGUGCUGGGAUCUGCUUGCUUAUCACAAUCCAGCUUUUUGUUGCUGGAUUGAUAGUUCUGCUCUUGGAUGAGCUCCUCCAGAAAGGAUAUGGUCUUGGUUCUGGCAUCUCUCUCUUCAUUGCUACUAAUAUCUGUGAGACUAUUGUGUGGAAAGCAUUCAGCCCCACCACAGUGAACACAGGCAGAGGCAUGGAAUUUGAGGGAGCCAUUAUUGCUCUGUUCCACCUUCUGGCUACUCGUACAGACAAAGUCAGAGCUCUUCGUGAGGCCUUUUAUCGUCAGAAUCUCCCCAACCUUAUGAACCUGAUUGCCACCAUCUUCGUCUUUGCAAUUGUAAUUUAUUUCCAGGGCUUCAGAGUGGAUCUUCCUAUCAAAUCUGCUCGUUACCGUGGCCAGUACAACACCUACCCCAUCAAGCUGUUCUAUACUUCCAACAUUCCCAUUAUCCUUCAGUCUGCCCUGGUGUCAAACUUGUAUGUCAUCUCCCAGAUGCUUUCUGCUCGCUUCAGUGGCAACUUGCUGGUCAGCCUGCUGGGCACUUGGUCUGAUGCAUCCUCUGGAGGCCCUGCUCGUGCUUAUCCUGUUGGUGGACUCUGUUAUUACCUGUCACCUCCAGAGUCCUUUUCUUCAGUGUUGGAAGACCCUGUACAUGCAGUUGUUUAUAUUGUAUUUAUGCUGGGCUCCUGUGCUUUCUUCUCUAAGACUUGGAUUGAAGUCUCUGGCUCCUCUGCCAAAGAUGUUGCCAAGCAGUUGAAAGAACAACAAAUGGUAAUGCGAGGCCACAGAGAAACUUCAAUGGUACAUGAACUCAACAGGUACAUCCCUACAGCUGCUGCAUUUGGAGGGCUCUGUAUCGGUGCCCUCUCCGUGUUGGCAGACUUCCUUGGGGCCAUUGGGUCUGGAACUGGAAUUUUGCUUGCUGUCACUAUCAUUUAUCAGUACUUUGAAAUUUUUGUAAAGGAACAGAGUGAAGUUGGCAGUAUGGGAGCUCUUCUUUUCUAAACCUAGCUCCUCGUGGACCCAGGAAAGAGAGGAGGGACGUGCUCAAAGUGUAGCCAGUCAAGUGAAAAGAAGUAUCAUAAACUUGAUAAUGUCAUUCUAUAGAAACACAUAUUUUAAUAAUGUUUCCAAAGCACAUUCCCUUAUGUUCAGACUUUUCUAGCAUACUGUUUGCAUUUUAUAAAUUGAUGAGGAAAAUGUGCAAAAAAAUUUUUUUUAAGAAAACUGUUUUUUAAUUAUGUGUUAGGAGGGUCACCUUUCUGACUUGGGUUUAGUUCAACAACUCUGGAAAUGUUUUUGAGCCCCU
Molecule: messenger RNA, 1728 nt
Organism: Acanthisitta chloris (rifleman)
Lineage: Eukaryota; Metazoa; Chordata; Aves; Passeriformes; Acanthisittidae
Gene: SEC61A1
Product: Sec61 alpha 1 subunit (S. cerevisiae)
Exons: 11
Biological process (GO): SRP-dependent cotranslational protein targeting to membrane, translocation; post-translational protein targeting to membrane, translocation
Cellular component (GO): Sec61 translocon complex; membrane
Molecular function (GO): ribosome binding; transmembrane protein transporter activity; signal sequence receptor activity
Source: RefSeq, a predicted model, not a curated record